Acanthaster planci (crown-of-thorns starfish) is the source of this 1508-nucleotide messenger RNA. Its product is annotated as tryptophan 5-hydroxylase 1-like. Gene Ontology annotation, molecular function: iron ion binding; tryptophan 5-monooxygenase activity. Gene Ontology annotation, biological process: aromatic amino acid metabolic process. The record is from RefSeq and is a predicted model, not a curated record. Lineage: Eukaryota; Metazoa; Echinodermata; Asteroidea; Valvatida; Acanthasteridae. Gene Ontology annotation, cellular component: neuron projection.
AUGUCUGAAAAAUCCAACGCAUUACUCAACAGACGAGGCAGUGAAACUACAUUACGGCAGCACAGCGCUGAUGACGCCCUGGAAUUGGCAAAACGCGAAACUGAAUAUCAGACCAAGCUGCGACGUUCCCGUCUCGUCCGCAAAAUGUCCUUCGAGCUUCUAACCAGAAAACCACUAGUCUUCUCGCUCAAGAACAACAUUGGUGCACUUGCUCGAGCUUUAAAGACAUUUAAGGAGAAUGAGAUUCAGGUACUACACAUUGAAUCACGGCGUUCACAGCGCCGUAAGUCGGAACUAGAGGUAUAUGUGGAUUGUGAAGGCGAACGGGGACUAUUCACGGAACUUGUGAAGCAACUUCAGAGACAAAUGAGCUAUGUGCAAGAACCACUAGAUCACAUCAAGCAGGAGGAAAGCAUAGAAUACGCAGGCAAUGUUGAUGACAGCCCCUGGUUCCCCCGAAAAAUAAGCGAUUUGAACCGUUCAGCAUGCCGUGUGUUGACGUACGGUGCGGACCUCGAUGCAGAUCAUCCGGGAUUUAAAGAUAGCCUGUACCGAAAACGACGAAAAGUAUUCGCCGAUAUCGCCUAUCAGUAUCGACAUGGUCAGCCAAUCCCUCGCGUAAAGUACACUGAAGAGGAAACAAAAACAUGGGGACGCGUAUUUUCUGAGUUGACGAGUCUCUAUCCGUUGUACGCAUGCAAGGAAUACUGCGAGAACUUACAGAUUCUACGUGAUAAUUUUGGCUACAGGGAGGACAACAUACCUCAACUUGAAGAUGUUUCUGUCUUCUUAAGAGAACGCACGGGUUUUCAAAUCAGGCCAGUGGCUGGUUAUUUAUCAUCGCGUGACUUUUUGGCUGGACUGGCGUUUCGUGUGUUCCACUGCACGCAAUACAUACGUCAUGCCUCAAAUCCAUUCUACACACCGGAACCCGAUUGUUGCCACGAGUUAUUUGGUCACGUGCCGAUGCUUGCUGACAAAAGCUUUGCACAGUUUUCACAAGAAAUUGGCUUGGCAUCACUUGGGGCUUCCGACGAGGACAUUAACAAAUUGGCAUCGUGCUACUUCUUCACGAUUGAGUUCGGUCUGUGUAAACAGCAAGGAAAACUCAAAGUUUAUGGUGCUGGCUUGCUCUCAUCAAGUGGAGAACUUCAGCAUGCAAUGUCCAGAAAAGCAAAGACCCUUCCUUUCUCUCCUGUAGCGGCGACCAAGCAGGAAUGUCGCAUCACUACAUACCAAGAUGCCUACUUUGUCUCUGAGAGCUUUGAAGAAGCCAAAGAAAUGAUCAGAGACUAUGCUAGCACGAUCCGCCGGCCAUUCUCUCUUCGCUACAAUCCUUACACCCAGUCAGUGGAAAUUCUGCAGUCAGCUGAUCAGGUUAAUAGUGUUAUCGAUGAGCUCAAAGAUGAUCUUAGCCUUCUUAGCAGCAUCUUAGCAAAAGUGAUUGUUUCUGCUGACACGGAAAGGAAAGGCGUGGAGUCGGACUAACUAUCACCUCAUGUGGUUAC